CGUGGCCCAAAAAAGUCACGACGACCGUCACAUUGUCCAUAUCACAGAGACGGUUGAGCGAUAUAAAAUCCCAAAUCUAAUGGCCAUAAAACCAGGCGGUGAAACCAGACAGGAAAAGAAGGUUAUCCCCGUAUUACCCUCCCCCCACGCCACCCAACCCACUUUACCCUACCCCCAACUUCCCUCUAUCUAUCCACCAUCUUUGUCCUGUCUCUUUACAAAUUUCCUCUUCUGAGUUCGGGCCAUCUUCCCAUCCCCGGAAGUUGUUAAUUUAUCACUGAAUCCAGAACAUACAGAUCAAGGACACCGAUUUCAAUCUCGAUUUUGUUUCGUUUGGAUCAAUAUAAUUAUUAAAUUAUUGGAUUAUGAUAUAUAUUGGUAUCGGAAGAGAGAGAGCUUGACAGGGGGAAGGGUUGCGUAGUUAUGGGAUUGGGCGAUGUGGAUCUUUUGGAAGAUGGCGAGUCCGGAUUCGAAGGAGGGGGAGAAAAAGCGUCGGCAGCGGUUUCGUGCUCGAUUUGCCUCGAAUCAGUGACGGAUAAUGGGGAUAGAUCUCGGGCUAAGCUUCAAUGCGGGCACGAAUUCCACCUCGAUUGCAUUGGAUCUGCAUUUAAUGCAAAGGGGGCAAUGCAAUGCCCGAACUGCCGAAAAGUUGAGAAAGGUCAAUGGCUUUAUGCUAGUGGACAUCGAUCAUUGCCCGAGUUUAGCAUGGAUGAUUGGGCGCAUGAUGAGGACCUUUAUGAUCUAAGUUUCUCUGAAAUGUCAUUUGGAGUUCACUGGUGUCCAUUUAGCGGAUUAGCUCGUCUACCUUCAUCUUUGGAUGAAGGAGAUUUCACAUCAAGUGCAUAUCACGAUCUUCUUGGACAGCACCCUCUGUUUGCUGCUGAACACACUCCGGUCUCUUCGUCAACUCAUCAUCCGUGCCCAUACAUUGCAUAUGUGGGUAUUCACCCAACAUCCUCAAGUUCAAGUGGGACUGUCUCAGACGGUGGUCCCAAUUUCAAUAGCCACUGGAACAGUUCUGCAGUUCCAAAUGAAAUUCCAGCAACCUAUGCUUUUCCUGGAAUGGAUGCUCCUCUUGGCUGGGAGUGGGAGCACCCCUCAUCUUCUUUCCCAACAAGUAGCAGCCGGAUUGGUAAUGCUGAACAACCACCUUCGGUUCCCUCUGCUUCUCAUAGAGCUCCUAGAACAAACUCUGAGAUACCACCAAGGCCUGGAUCCUUUGUCCAUCCAUUCCUUGUCAGUCACAGCUCUGGUCGACCUGGGAGUUCAGUAGCCUCACCAAUGGUUCCUCCCUACCCUGGGAGUGUUGCCCGGGCUCGUGACCGUGUCCAGGCUCUUCAAGCAUAUUUUCAGCAGCAACCCAGCAACCCGUCAGCAGUACGGACGCCGGUCGUAUCAGGAGGAACUCGGAGAUCCAAUGGACACAGGGGGAUUCACAUGCAACAGGUUCCAUCAUCCUCAUCUGAUCACCACCACCUCCACCACCACCAUCAGCCUGCCUCCGCUGCAGGAGGGUUUUACUUCUAUCCAUCAUCAUCUGCUGCUGCAGCUGCUGCUUCAUCUGGAAGAAGCUUCCAAGAAGCAACAGAGAGCCCUUCACCCAUCCGGUAUCGUGGUUGGGAGCAGCGAGAACAUACAGGUCCAGCCUUCAACAGCUUGCCACCACAGGUGGAAAGAGAUCCUAUUUGGGGCCCGUUUUACCACCAAGCAUCAGCCAGUGGGUCGGAUUCUUCUACGAUCAGAUCGUCUGGUAACUUCCGCCAGAGACAUGGAUCUGAUAGGAUGCCGUCUCAGAACCGGUAAUAGGUCUGAUCUUCCAUUACUCUCUAUCUAUGGCCGAAACAAUUAUUUAUGUUUUUUCUUGGUUUUUUGAGAAAACCGUUGUACUGGCUUGGCUGGCUGUGUGUAGUCUGUCUCUCAAAGACCACCAGGGCAGAUAUCUAAAACUGUCAUUCGUCCAUUCCAGCAGCAGGCCCCGGCUUGACAGUUGUGCCAUCCUCUUUCCCAGUUUCUUUGUGCCCCCAAAAAAGGGGUAUAAAACAUUACCAUAUAUUUAAUGGCGGAACAGUAAGUGUGCACUUGCACAAGUGGUUGGUUACCUUUCAUCUUGUUGAGUGUUUGAUCUGUAUUGGGGAUUCUUGUUUGCUUGAUUUUCCUUCUCAUGUUAUCACCUAUAAUGAAUUCUAUAAUCUGAAAUGGGAAAAUGGAUUGCAAUCUCAACUCUCAACCCAUACGUUUUCAUUUUAAAUAGAGCAAUAACAAUUUACAAUAAAGUUCUGCGGGG
This is a messenger RNA of Cuscuta epithymum, 2284 nucleotides long. The record is from the annotation of a GenBank genome assembly. NCBI's taxonomy places the organism in Eukaryota, Viridiplantae, Streptophyta, Magnoliopsida, Solanales, Convolvulaceae.